AUGGCGGCAGACGACUGGCGAGACAGCAAUGUAGCCGCAGUUGGCAGCGACGAGGACAAGGCUACAAGAAAGACGGCUGCGAUGAUGGAGCCUGCUUGGGAAGGGCUGGGCACGAAGCCUGGCAUUCAAGUCUGGCGCAUUGAGCACUUUCACGUGGUCCCCGUGGAAUCCGCGCUUCAUGGGCAGUUCCACAAGGGAGACUCAUACAUUGUGCUGCACUCGGAGCAAGCAGCAGACGGCAAGCUGUUGCACACGAUCUUUUUCUACAUAGGAGCUGAGAGUUCCAGUGAUGAGAAGGGCACGGCAGCAUACAAAACAGUUGAACUUGAUGACUUCCUCGAUGGUGAGCCCAAGCAGGUGCGCGAGGAGAUGGGCAAGGAAUCGCCAGCCUUCUCUGCUCUCUUCCCCGAUCUGAAAUAUCUGGAUGGCGGAGUCGAUAGUGGCUUCAAGCAUGUCGUGCCUGAGGGGCAUGACACAAAACUGUACCAGGUCAGGAAGGUGAAGGGUAAAACUUCGGUCCUGCAAGUUCCGGUCAGAAAGGAUAUGGUCAACGACUCCGACAGUUUCGUCCUGGAUGCAGCAGAGAAGAUCUAUGUCUACGAUGGGCCCCGUGCCUCGCCUUUCGAGAAGCAAGCUGCUAACCGACAUGCGGAGCAUCUCGAGAGUUUGAGGGGCGGCCAUGCGCAAGCUACGCACGACGUCGACGACACAUUCUGGACUCUCUUGGCGGCUUCCUGA
This is a messenger RNA of Symbiodinium sp. CCMP2456, 738 nucleotides long. The record is from the annotation of a GenBank genome assembly. Lineage: Eukaryota; Dinophyceae; Suessiales; Symbiodiniaceae.